This is a messenger RNA of Zygotorulaspora mrakii, 726 nucleotides long. RefSeq names its product Fmp10p (gene FMP10). NCBI's taxonomy places the organism in Eukaryota, Fungi, Ascomycota, Saccharomycetes, Saccharomycetales, Saccharomycetaceae. Bases 1 to 726 code for a protein of 241 amino acids. The transcript has a single exon. The record is from RefSeq and is a predicted model, not a curated record.
AUGCUGAAAAGAUUAAGCACGCAAAUAUUUAGAAGGAGCUACGCUGAAAGUGUUAGUCCUGUUGCAAGACGGUUUGUAGUGAAACCUAAACAGAAGCCGCGCAAAUGGAUACCGUUUACGAUUUUCGGUGGCAGCUUCUUCUUAGGAUGGUUAUUGACCGAACAUAUGACAUUCACUGACUUGAUGGCAUAUUGGAGAUACGAUACUUUGCCACAGGGGUCGAAAGAGGUAAAAGAUUAUCAGCUGGAUCUUUUCAAUAGAAGUGAAAACCUACCUGUAGUAAGACAACUGCAGCAAGCUGGUUUCAGAGAGGUUUUCCCAAAUAGACGGGAGGAUGAUUUGUUGAUUGACAAAACUUUAAGUACUCCUGGGGCAAUUGCAGUCCCCCCACGUUUUUACUACAAUCCCGUGACGAAGGAGAGCGUUGGAAUAUACCACCUAGGAAUGAAAUUGACGGGGUACCCAUUCAUUGUACAUGGUGGAAUGUUGGCCACUGUGAUGGAAGACUUUAUGAGAGAGUGCGUGAGGUUUGUCAAAGGUAAAGAAGGGGAAAAAACGAAAGAUUUGUCUAUUUCGUAUAAGCUACCAACGCUUGCAAAUCAGUUUGUUAUUGUAAGAACUACAAAGAUUGAUGAAUUCGGCAAAAGCGUCAAGUUGAAAGUUGAUGUCAUGGAUCAAUCAGGGAAUAGAAAACUGGUCAGUGGUAGUGGCGUUUUCAAAUCAUAG